Talpa occidentalis (Iberian mole) is the source of this 366-nucleotide messenger RNA. RefSeq names its product V-set pre-B cell surrogate light chain 3 (gene VPREB3). The record is from RefSeq and is a predicted model, not a curated record. NCBI's taxonomy places the organism in Eukaryota, Metazoa, Chordata, Mammalia, Eulipotyphla, Talpidae. The coding region runs from base 1 to 366 and encodes 121 amino acids. Gene Ontology annotation, biological process: immunoglobulin production; immune response. The transcript has 2 exons.
AUGGUCUCCUGGUGUCUGACCUUCCUUUUGUCUGGGGCACUCCUAACAGUUUCCCAGCCAACCCUGGCGCAGCUGGAUGCACUGCUGGUCUUUCCAGGCCAAAUGGCCCAACUUUCCUGCAGGCUGAUACCCCACCACACUCCCAUCAGGGACCAUACAGUGUCUUGGUAUCAGCAGCGGCCAGGCAGUGCCCCCCGUUACCUCCUCUCCUACCGCUCAGAAGAGGACCACCAUCGGUCCCCUAACAUCCCUGACCGCUUCUCGGCAGCCAAAGAUGAAGUCCACAACACGUGCAUCCUGACCAUCAACCCCGUCCAGCCUGAGGAUGACGCAGAUUAUUAUUGCUCCGUGGAAUACAAAUUUUAG